Bombina bombina (fire-bellied toad) is the source of this 2529-nucleotide messenger RNA. RefSeq names its product E3 ubiquitin/ISG15 ligase TRIM25-like. Gene Ontology annotation, molecular function: protein binding; zinc ion binding. The record is from RefSeq and is a predicted model, not a curated record. NCBI's taxonomy places the organism in Eukaryota, Metazoa, Chordata, Amphibia, Anura, Bombinatoridae.
AUGGCGUCUGCUGAUCUGAGAGAGGAGCUAACCUGCUCUAUCUGCCUGAGCAUUUAUACAGAUCCUGUAAAUCUCAGCUGUGGCCAUAACUUCUGCCUGGGCUGUAUUGAGAGUGUGCUGGGUACCCAGGAGGGGUCUGGGGUCUAUACCUGUCCUGAGUGCAGAGAAACUUUUAAUACAAAACCUAAACUGCAGAGGAACAUUACACUGUGUAACAUAGUGAGAAAUCUACAUCCUACUCAGCUGAAGAAAAGAGAGACUGGGAUCUUCUGCACUUACUGUAUUCACUCUCCUGUACCUGCUGCUAAAUCCUGUCUGCAUUGUGAGGCUUCUCUGUGUGAUGCCCACCUGAGGGUACACAGCAAGUCUGAGGAACACGUCUUAACUGAACCCACCACUUCCUGGGGUAACAGAAGAUGCUCCAAACACAAGGAGCUGAUAAAAUAUUUUUGCACUGAGGAUGCUGCCUGUAUCUGUGCGUCCUGCUCACUGGUCGGAAAGCACAGGGGGCACCAGGUGGAGCUGCUGAAAGAGGCUUCUGAGAAGAAGAAAAAGAAACUGAGAAAUGUUCUGCAGAAACUGACCAAAAAGAGAGAGAAGACUGAGAAAAGAGUCCAGAGUCUGCGGAAGAGCAGGAGAUGGGUGCAAGAGAAAGCAGCUGGUGUAAAAGAGAGACUCACUGCCCUGAUUAGGGACAUCAGGAAACAACAACAAUACCUAGAGAAGCAACUCCUGAGUAACAUCACCCGGCAGCAAGUUUUACUUCGAAUCUCCGAUCUGAUCCAACAGCUGGAAAAAGAGAAGGACGAGCUGACCAGGAAGAUUUGUCACAUUGAGAAGCUGUGCAACAUGACUGACCCAUUAACUGUCCUACAAGAAAAGGAAUCACACAGAAGAGACUUUCACUUUCAUUUCUUGGCGCUGGAUACAAACAUGGCGUCUGCUGAUCUGAGAGAGGAGCUAACCUGUUCUAUCUGCCUGAGCAUUUAUACUGAUCCUGUAACUCUCAGCUGUGGCCAUAACUUCUGCCUGGGAUGUAUUGAGAGUGUGCUGGGUACCCAGGAGGGGUCUGGGGUCUAUACCUGUCCUGAGUGCAGAAAGAGUUUUAGUAACAGACCUGAGCUGCAGAGGAACAUAACGCUGUGUAACAUAGUGAAUCAUUUACAUCCUAAUCAGCCAGAGCAAAUAAACAAUGCAAUCUUCUGCACUUACUGUGUUCACUCUUCUGUACCUGCUGCUAAAUCCUGUCUCCUGUGUGAGGCUUCUCUGUGUGAUACCCACCUGAGUGUGCACAGCAAGUCUGAGGAACACGACUUAACUGAACCCACCACUUCCUGGGGUAACAGAAAAUGCACCAUCCAUAAGGAGCUGCUGAAAUAUUUCUGCACUGAGGAUGCUGCCUGUAUCUGUGUGUCCUGCUCUCUGGUCGGAGAGCACAGGGGACACCAGGUGGAGCUGCUCAAUGAGGCUUUUGAGAAGAAAAAAAAGAAACUGAGAAAUGUUCUGCAGAAACUAAGCACAAAGAGAGAGGAGACUGAGAAAAGAGUCCAGAGUCUGCAGAAGCACAGGAGAGGGGUGCAAGAUAAAGCAGCAUGUGUAACAGACCAACUUACUGCUCUUAUUAGUGACAUCAAGGAAGAACUGGAAGACCUAGAGAAGCGAAUCCUGAGUGAGAUCACUUGGCAGCAGGAGCAGGUUUUACUCACAAUCUCUGAUCUGAUCCAGCAGCUGGAAAAAGAGAAGGACGAGCUGACCAGGAAGAUUUGUCACACUGAGGAGCUGUACAACAUGACUGACCCAUUAACUGUCCUACAAGAACAGGAAUCACACAGAGAUGACUUUUGUGGUGCUGAGAAUGAAGAUAUUGAGGUCACACAGAGAGGUGAUAACAGGUUCCUGCUGGGGGGGGAUUUUGAUGAGGGUCUAAUCUCAGUGACUUUAUACAGAGGUUUAGCUGAUAUUGUUACUGAUGUAAAGAGAAGGCUCUAUAUGCAGGUGACAUCAGACAUAUUACUGGAUAUAAACACAGCUGCUAUUAAUGUGACUGUAUCAGGUGACUUAAAAUCUGCAUCCUGGUCAGAUAUAGGAGAGCAGCAACCAGAGACAGCAGAGAGAUUUACAGAUUAUCCUCAGGUAUUAAGUGCCAGGAGCUUUACCUCAGGACGACAUUACUGGGAAGUAGAAACCAGUGUGUUAGGUAGCUGGAGUGUAGGGGUUUGUUAUCCCAGUAUGGAGAGGGGAGGACAUCAGUCUCUGAUAGGAGAUAAUAACAAGUCCUGGUGUUUGAGCAAGUAUUAUGAGAAUGAUAAAGAUGAUGUGGAACAUGACACAAUAAACAUCCAGUUUUCUGACCAUCUAUCAUGUGACAGGGUAGGAAUACUGCUGGACUAUGAGGCUGGGCGUCUGACCUUUUAUGAGCUGUGUGACCCAAUAAGACACUUACACACCUUCACCGCCACCUUCACUGAGCCUCUUCAUGCUGCAUUCUUAGUAUGGCGCGAUGGUGCCCGGGUGAGAAUCAUGAGCUAG